This is a messenger RNA of Lodderomyces pseudojiufengensis, 1422 nucleotides long. RefSeq lists its product as uncharacterized. NCBI's taxonomy places the organism in Eukaryota, Fungi, Ascomycota, Pichiomycetes, Serinales, Debaryomycetaceae. The transcript has a single exon. Bases 1 to 1422 code for a protein of 473 amino acids. The record is from RefSeq and is a predicted model, not a curated record.
AUGAAUCCAUUUCUCAAAUUCGGUAAAAUCCAAAGGAGGACCAACCUGGAUGGAGCAGUAACAGAAGAACUACUUAAAUUAUUAGAAAUUCAUCAUCCAAAUAUCAACAAAGAGAAAAAGGUCAAAGAAGAGAAAGAAUUGGUCUUCGACGAAGACCACAAAGCACUUAUCGCUUAUAUUUCAAAGGAAUACGAUUCAUAUCGUAUUCCCUCAUUUCUUAAAUCCCCAACGUCUAAGACUACUACAAGUAGUCAUUCAGCGAAUAAAUCCACAACUAAAUCUCCACAGAAACAAAUUACAACAACCGGCAAUCCAUUUCUCAAAUUCGGAGUAAUUGAAUUAAGGUCCAACUUGGAUGGAGCAGUGACAGAAGAACUACUUAAAUUAUUAGACAUUCAUCAUCCAGAUAUCAGCGAAGAGGAAGAAGUCGAAGAAGAAGAGGAAUUGGAAUUCAACGAAGACGACAAAGCACUUAUUGCAUAUAUCUCAAAGGAGUUUGAUUCAGGUCGUGUUCCCUCAUUUCUUAAAUCACCAACAUCUAAGACAAAUAGUCAUUCAGCGAAUAAAUUUAAUACUAAAGCUUCACGGAAACAAAUAUCCAUUGAUCCAGUUCCGAAAUUUAGUAUAACUGAUUGCAGGUCUAGUCUGGAUGAUUCAGUUGCAAAAGAGGUAAUCAAAUCAUCAAAAGAUCAUUCUCCAAAAGUCAACGAAGAGACAAAAGUCAAAGAAGAGAUCGAAUUGGAAUUCGAUGAAGACGACAAACCACUUAUCACUCAUAUCUUAAAGAAAUACGAUACAUAUCAUCAUUUAGAAGUCAACGAAGAGAAAAAAGUCAAAGAAGAGAAAGAAUUGGAACUCGAUGAAGACGAUAAACCACUUAUCGCUUAUAUCUCAAAGGAAUACGACUCAUAUCAUCAUCCAAAUCUCAACGAAGAGAAAGAAGUCAAAGAAGAGAAAGAACUGGAAUUUGAAGAAGACGACAAACCAUUUAUUACAUAUAUCGCAAAGGAAUACGAUUCAUGUCGUGUUACUUCAGUUCUUAAAUCUCCAACGUGUGACACAAGCAGUCAUUCAACGAAUAACGUUAUUACUGAAACUUUACAAAACCAAACUACAACACCCAUUGAUCCUAUUCCCAAAUUCGAUACAACUAAUAGCCGGUACAAUUUGGAUGACUCAGUCACAGAAGAAGUAAUUAAUUCAUUAAAAGGUCAUUCUCCAGUCAACAAAAAGAGAAAAGUCAUAGAAAAUAUCGAAAUGGACGAAGAACAUUUCGGUGGUAUUUUAAAGCAAAGCAAACCAUAUCAUACUCCCUCAUAUAAUAUCUCAAAGUCUACGACAAGUAAUCAUUCAGCGAAUAAAUUUACAACUGAAGCUCCACAGAAUCAGGCCAUAAGAUACCUAAAGAUCUUUUUUGAUUGA